Messenger RNA from Lutzomyia longipalpis, 4355 nucleotides. It is a transcript of the gene ced-6, whose product is annotated as PTB domain-containing adapter protein ced-6. NCBI's taxonomy places the organism in Eukaryota, Metazoa, Arthropoda, Insecta, Diptera, Psychodidae. Bases 454 to 2226 code for a protein of 590 amino acids. The transcript has 6 exons. The record is from RefSeq and is a predicted model, not a curated record.
AGAGGUGGUGCACAGUGUGGUGGAGAUCUCUCGCUAUGCGCGAUUGUCAUUCGGUGGUUAGUCAAUGUUGAUCGAUACGGUGGAAUAGAAGUGUUGGACGAUUUUUUUUUCUUAAAACUGGGCGCAAAACUGGGUGUCGAAAGGAGUACGAAGAGAGAAGAGAUCUGGAAGAGAGACAAAGACGUGCUAAUAGAGUGGAUUGUGUGAUCAUUUAAUGGAGUUCUGUGUUCUAUAGAAGAUCACUUGCGAUCAACGGGGCUAGGCUUGAGUUUUAUUUGAGGAAAUAUUUUUUAAACAUACAAAAAAGUGCUUUUCCUCCAAAUUAAUGCUCAGUUUGUAGCAGAAUAAUAAUUCAUCACACCACACCACUCUACAGUCAUCUUCAAAAAAACAAAUUUCGAGCACAAAAUUAGUGAACCAGGAAGUUAUAGCGAGUGCGAGAGAGAAGCCAUUAUGUCUACGCUUAUGUUUUGGAAUAAACAGAAUGGUGCUAAUCAGAAUGGGAAUGAAGCAAAGUCCGGCAAAAGAAAUUGGUUGCAUGCACCGGAUGUUCUUGUCAAUGGUCACGUUGCUUAUCUAGUCAAAUUCCUGGGAAGUUGUCCAGUGGACCAGGCAAAGGGGAUUGAUGUAGUGAAGGAUGCCAUUAGGCGCCUGCAGUUUGCGCAGCAGAUGAAGAAAGCGGAGGGGGGUAAUAAUGUAAAAGCAAAGAAGCUAGAGAUUACUGUAAGCAUAGAUGGUGUGGCAAUUCAGGAGCCACGGACACAGACAAUCCUCCAUCAGUUUCCACUCUAUAAAAUCAGCUACUGUGCUGAUGAGAAGGGUGUGAAGAAGUUUUUCAGUUUCAUUGCUAAAACGGGAAAUACGGCAAAUGGAGAUUCACCCGUGAGUGGUGGUACUGAGGAGGGACAUGAGUGCUUUGUCUUUAUCUCUAGUAAAUCAGCUUCUGAUAUCACAUUAACAAUCGGUCAGGCCUUCGAUUUGGCCUACAGACGGUAUAUGAAUGAAAAUGGGAAAUUCACGGAAAUGACCAAACUUCAGCAGCAAAAUAAGCAAUUAGAACGAACGGUGACUCUCUAUAGGCAACGACUGAAGGAAUUGGCGGAAAUUCUUCCCAAGAGUGAUCUCGAUCGACUUCUCAUACGACUCGGGUUGAAGGAUAUACUGGAAGUACCGGUACAAGAGAAUGGUCUCGAUAAUCACACAGCAGCUAUGAAUGGGAAGAAAACCCCGGAUUUGGGUAUUGAUGUUUCAGCACCGUGCAAUGAUGAUCAAUUGCUAAUUGAGACGUCACCGAAGCACUUUGCUCCAAUUGUUCCACCGCGCAAUUUGCAAAAUCAAAUUAAUAGCACCCUAGAGGCGCUAAAGCCCAGCGUGGGGACAAAACUCGAGGGACUCCUGCUCAAUUCCGAUUCAGAUAGUGACUUCGAUCCGCGUGCGUGUGAAAGUGAAAUGACCAAUGGCAAUAAGAUCACAAAUGAUCUCUUUGGGUUUGAACCACCCAAAACACUGGGUCAGCAACUCUUUACCAAUCCCAUCAGUAAUGGUACGAAUCUCACAAAUGGGAGUCUCAAUGGGAGCACCGGGAUGCAGGCCAUCACGCCGCCACUGUUGGCUCCCCCGCCAAAAACAGCUGCACCACGUAGGAGUGCCCCAGCACAGGGGCUAAACAAUUCGAGUCAAGAUCUUUUUGGAUCGGCACCCUUUAACCCGCAUCCAGUGGCAUUCGAUGAAAGUGGGCGCCGGAACCCCUUCGGGAGCGAUCAGGGGGGUGGUGUCCUAGAGGCCCCGGAGAUGGCCACUCUUGCCAGCAUCUCCAGCCAAUUUGAUGACUUUCUGGCCAACUCACACACGGCCAAUCCCUUUGGGUCCUUCGCCAGUGACAGCUUGGGGCCCCUUGAGGGUAUCUCCCUCAGCGACAAGCUCCUGGGUGUGUCAAAGGGGGCCACCACGGAGUCCAGGGGCAAGAAUCUCGAAUUCGUCAACCAAAUUCCCAAUGGGCCAACGGGGGGUGAGUCUCGGGGCUCUUUUUGCGUCACAGACGCUUUGAUUUUUUAUUUUAUUAUCUUAUUUCCUUCAAAUACCGUCUGCACGUCUUUUUCAAUGUUUUGUGUUCGUCUCCUAUUUUUUGUUAAAUUAUCAAUUUUAUAUUUCUCUUUUGGUGGUAAAUCUCGUUUUAUUUUUGUUUUUUUUGUUCAACAAGACCUAAUAAAUUGCAGUUUUUUUUAAAUGAAAAAAAAAAAGCUCAUUAAGUUCUGUAAGAACCUUUUAUGUUUUAUACGGAAAAUUGUGCUUAAUCAUUUUGGCAGUUAAAUUACUUUUUUUUUAGUUAAAAGCAUCUGCUUAGUGGAAUGGAAAAUUACCACACUGAAAUUUAAAAAACAGAACAGUGUAAUUAUAUUGAGAUAAAAAGAAUUUAAGACUUUUUUUUACAAACAAUUUAUAUUUGAAUUCAUUUCAAUAAAAUAAAAUUUGUAAUAAAAAAAAACUAGGGGAAAUUCCGAUUUAUACUUUAUAUUAAAAAACUGAUUGUUUAUGUAGGGUUGUAAAUUUUUUUUAUUAGUAUAAUGAAAAAAAAACGCUAGUUUUCAUGACCUUGACCCUUUAAAUUCUGACCUAUUAAUUAAUUACCUAUUGAAUAAGUUCUUUAUUGUUUUUAUAUUAAUUUGGAUGCGAGCUUGGGUAUUCUAGCCAGUUCGUCCCUGAUCCUUUAUUUUUCAAGAAGAAAAGUUUAGAAUAAUUUAAAAAUGAUUAAAGUUUCUUUUUGACAAUAUUAUGAAAAAAAUUAAAUUUAACCUUUUCGCAUUUUUGGGUCAUACGAUGACCCAAACGUAAAACAUUUUAUUUUUCAAAUUACUUAUGAAAUUGUUUUUCUAAGUUGUAAAUGCAUCAGAUUCUCGUAAAAGGGGCCAAAGAAGACGUUCUGACUGAGAAAAGUCCUCUGAAUGCAUCUAGAUAAUAAUUAUCGUGAUAAAAAAAGAGCUGGACGCGAAAGGGUUAACUGAAAGAAUAAGCAAUGAUUUCAAUGAAAUUCUCCAGGAAUAUUUCAUUAAAUACUAAUACUUUGUCAAAUUAAACAUAUAAAAAUAAAAAGCGACAUAAGAAGAUUCUAAAUUCUCAUUUACCACCAAAAGAAAUUCAUUUUAUAGGUACAUUUUGCAUAAAUUUAGUUUUUGUUUUUUAUGUUUUUUUUUAAGAAUGUUUUUCUUGAAUUUAUGUUUUUGUUAAUCCCACAAAAAUUGUCUGCUUUUGUGAACUUUUCGCUCGUCCUUGAACCCCAUUUGUCCUUCAUUUUUUUUGCAAAUUGUUUUGUUUGCUUUUAUCAUUGUUUGGCGUUAAUUUAUUAACUUUUCUCUUUUUGUUAAAUACAUAAAAAGAUCACAAAAUAGCAUUGAUCAUUUUUUAUUUUCUCUUUUUUCUUGCAGACUUCAAACAAGGGGCUGGCGUUUGGGGUUGAUGAUUUCACAUUGGAAAGUUUAGAUCCUCUCCGGAAGUAAUUUGUACACGGAGAAAUGCUGGAAUUCUUUUGGCUUAUUUAGUGUGAAGAAACAGAAGAAGAUAAAUUGCUAUAUAUUAUACAUAAAUAAGAACAAAAAGUGUAUUCUCUUCAGUGUGGCAAUUUGUAUAAAGUUUUUCACAGUGUCCUAUAAAUAUAUAAUUGUAUACAUAUUAGAAUAUUUCUUGUUUUGUCUAUAAGAACACUGAAACAAAAAUCACAACUAAAAAAAUAAAGAAACAGCAUUAGUAAAGGAUUCUCUGGAAAAAAAGCAUUAUAUAGGGAAAUUCUUAUCGAAAGUUAGCUUUAAAGAAUUUUAAAGAAAUAGUUGAAGAAAAAAAUAAGGAAAGGAAUAUUAUGCAAAGGAGACAUUCCAGGAGAUAAAAAAAAGUUAUAAAGAGUAUCAAAGAUCGUGAUAUAAAAUGAGGAAGGAGUGUUAAGAAAAAAAAAGUAAUGUCCCCAAAUCCCUGAAAAAAAUCCCCCUUUAUGUAAAUAUUUUGUACCUUAGCAAAGAGAAUGAUGAAUUUAAAAAUGAAAAAAUGUUAUAUAUUAAAAAGUAAUUACCUACUAUAUAUAAUAAUGAUUAUAUUGGUGCUUUCAAGUCUUCUUGUUGAGGGUGGGACACAAAAGUGAUGAUCUACUUUAUUAUUUACUUUAUAAAUACAUUAUAUUUUUUUUAUUUGUAAUCUCUACAUUUUGUUUUUUUUCUCUCGUUACUCUGAGCAACACUGCGUGUCUCCCGAAAUAUUAUUAUUACAUAAAAGAAACAUAGUAAAUAAAACAAAAAUUAAAUACUAUUUUCUGUGUUUAAAUAAAGAAUAAAACCUCCAUUAUUCUAUGUAUUAGAUUUAUUAAAAUAAAA